This is a messenger RNA of Prunus avium (sweet cherry), 565 nucleotides long. RefSeq names its product Calcium-binding EF-hand family protein. The record is from RefSeq and is a predicted model, not a curated record. Gene Ontology annotation, molecular function: calcium ion binding. Lineage: Eukaryota; Viridiplantae; Streptophyta; Magnoliopsida; Rosales; Rosaceae.
UCAUUUCUCAAAGACCAAAACUUUUACCUCUCGCAGUCCUUAAUUCAUCACAAACAACAACUUAGAAAAAAUCUCAUCAUAUCAAGCCACAUUCAACAAUGGCUGAAGAAGAUCCACAAGAAAAGGUCGACCGUGAGCGCAUUUUCAAGCGCUUCGACACCAACGGUGAUGGGAAAAUCUCUGCAUCGGAACUAGGGGAUGCAUUGAAAACCCUCGGCUGCGUGCAAUCGGACGAAGUGAAAUUUAUGAUGGCGGAGAUUGAUACCGACGGUGACGGCUACAUUUCGUACCAGGAGUACAUAGCUUUUGCUCUAGCUAACCGUGGUUUAAUGAAGGAUAUUGCUAAGAUAUUUUAGUUAUAUGUUCCCUUCAAUUUAUAUAUGUCAUUCUCUUUUAUAUGUGUUUAUGUGACUCAUUCCAUGCCUAUGAGACGUGCAUUGAUUGUUUUUCUUCAUUUUGAAUUUUUCUAGAACAGAAAUGCUUUGGUAGUUUAACUGUAAACUUCUUAUUUUAUCAUCCUAUAUAUAUGGUACAUUUAAUUCAAGUGUACCCUUACCAAUUGAAA